Lactuca saligna is the source of this 2154-nucleotide messenger RNA. Lineage: Eukaryota; Viridiplantae; Streptophyta; Magnoliopsida; Asterales; Asteraceae. The record is from the annotation of a GenBank genome assembly.
AUGUUUUCAUCAGUGCUAUCAGACACUACUCUUCCCUAUCUACGAUGUCGCCAAGUCUCCGUUGUCGGUAACUCCGUCCACGCUCUACGGAAGAACUACGUUAUUUUGGGGCUAAUCUCAUCUGCUUCCAAUAACGAUUUUACGUACGAGGACGAAGAGGAUGAUGGGUUGGUGGUGGUGGUGGAUAGAGACCGGCGUAGCUAUAGGUCCAACACUUCGAGUUCUAACGGCUUAAUCGAAUUUGGUUCGCACCAGGAUUUGAGGUUGGUGAGGCGGAUUGGUGAAGGGCCACGGCGGAAAGGGAGUAGAGUUGAAAUGUGGUCAAUGGUUUUGUCUGGGAGUCAUAGAAACUUAGUGAAUCUGGGAAUCAAGAACCCUAUAUUCUCACUAUAUCUUGCUUAUGAUAUCAUGGCGACUAUGGUUCAUGAAGGAUCUUAUUUUGAUGAGGCUCAAUUUCAUUCAAAGAUGAAAGAGCUCUCAAAGAAAUCUUCAAAUAAGAGAAGAUAUACUAAAACAAGUGUAUAUGUUGAAAAUUUAACAGAGGAGUCUGUUAGCAGUAUAAAAGAUGUGACAAAAAUUCUAAAAAAGGAAGAAGAGAGUCGAAUGGAUGAAAGAUUAACAUACAAUUGCAAGUGUUCUUUUCUAAGAAUUUACAAUGAGCAAAUUGCUGAUCUUCUUGACCCUUCAUCUACAAAUUUGCAACUAAGGGAGGAUGUCAAGAAGGGUGUGUAUGUGGAAAAUCUUACAGAAUGUGAAGUUCACACUGUGGGUGAUAUCCUUAGGCUUCUAAGUCGGGGUUCUGCAAAUAGGAGAGUUUCUGCAACAAACAUGAAUAGAGAAAGCAGUCGUUCCCACAGUGUUUUCACAUGUGUGAUUGAAAGUAGGUGGGAGAAAGACUCGACAUUUAACCUUAGAUUUGCAAGGCUGAAUCUUGUUGAUCUGGCUGGUUCAGAAAGUCAUGUGAUAAUGGUUCUAGUAGAUGGUGCUAAUGCAAGGACACGCCAUGUUCCUUAUAGAGAUUCAAGAUUGACAUUUCUUCUACAGGAGGAGCUUGCUAUCCUUAAGAGGAACAAUACAUCCAGGUCUUUAGCAUUUGGUCCAAAAGUCAUUGAAGAGGCUACCCAAGAACACGAGAAUGAUUGCAAUGGACAUGAUAACAAAAUCCUGAAGGUUUCCUCUAAACAGCUGAAAUCUUUAGAGACUUCAUUGACUGGAGCCUUGAGGCGAGAGCAAAUGUCGGAAGCUUCUAUUAAACAACUUGAAGCAGAAAUAGAACAGUUAAAUCGACUGGUUCGUCAAAGAGAGGAUGACAAUAAGUGCACAAAGAUGAUGUUGAAGUUUAGAGAAGACAAGAUUCAUGAUCAGAUCCAAAAUGAAUUAGGGUUUAAAAGCUCGAAACUGGAUAGAACACCCACGAAGGUCAAUGCCAGUAAGCAUUCAGAAUCAGGGAUGCCAAUGAAAACUCCAGAAAAACAAGGAGAUCUAGCUAGGAAGAGAUACGGAUGGGGUUCGGGUUCAAGGAUGGAGGGGAAAAGCGGGACUAUGAAUAUGAACAUGAAUACAAACACUCCUAGGUCAUGUAGAACAGUUGGAAGAACUUUAAGUUCAGGUUAUUCCGAGUGUAAUUCUACCCAGAAUACACAGUCUAAUUCUACACAGAACACACCUACAAAGAGUGUGAAUAAACCUCCAAAUCCAGGACUGCCUCAAGGAGGUAGUUCAAGGCCUCCAAUCAGUGGAGGUGUGCGCGGCAAUGGAAGCUUUGCAGUGUUAUCUAGAGGACUUCAAAACACCUACACUACUGUAAAUACUGUGGAGGUACCACAUAUCGACCUCAAAGAAGAUCCAUCAUUCUGGAUGGAUCAUAAUGUACAAGUUUUGAUACGAAUUCGUCCACUCAACAACAUGGAACUCAGUGCUCAAGGUUACAACAGGUGUUUACAACAAGAAAGUGCACAAUGCCUGACCUGGGUAGGGCAUCCAGAAACACGAUUUACUUUUGACCAUGUUGCUUGUGAAACAAUUGACCAGACUGGAAGUGGAAAGACACACACAAUGCUUGGUGAGAUCAAUGAACUUGAAUUAAAACCAACUCCACAGCGGGGAAUGACUCCACAUGGUGCAGAUUCUUUUGGAGAUAACAAAAUUUUGUGA